UUCACCAGCGGUCCAGUCUGUGCCACAGUGACUCCGCACAGUUACUGUUAACAAACGCACCGUAGGUAAUGUAGCUGCUGAAGUUAGACCCUCAUCCCGGAGCAGCAGAGCCGACAGACAGGAGGACUCGAGCAUACAGCUCGUGCUUCAUUAUACAAAGACAACACCAUGCGCGUCAUGAUGGCACAUAACAGCUCGCGGCCGCAGAUAACUUCGGGUCCCCCGCCACCCCCCAAGUCGAAUCGUGUGGAUUUGUACGAGAAAUACUCGGACGAGGAUCAGGACCAGGCUGCUGCUGGGCUGCAGGAUCAGGAACAGGACCAGGCUGCUGCUGGGCUGCAGGAUCAGGAACAGGACCAGGACCAGGCUGCUGCUGGGCUGCAGGACGAGGACCAGGCUGCUGCUGGGCUGAAGGACGAGGACCAGGCUGCUGCUGAGCUGAAGGACGAGGACCAGGCUGCUGCUGAGCUGCAGGACGAAGACCAGGCUGCUGCUAGGUGGCUGGAGGAGGACCAAGCUGCUGCUGGGUGGCUGGAGGGGGACCAAGCUGCUGCUGGGUGGCUGGAGGGAGUCCAGGACCAGGCUGCUACUUAAAAAAUAUUUAUCUAUUUAUCUAAUAUAUCAUAUUUCAAUAACUUGCAUAUAGACUCUUAUUGCACUAUUUCAGUUCUUUAAACUAUUUUUCUUUUUUGUAUUACUAUUUACUUGUACUAUAUUUUUCUGUUUAUCUGUGUUUUGUGUUGCACUGUUAGAGAAGCCUGUGACACAAGAUUUUCAUCAUAAAUAACUACACUGUGUAUGUUUGACUAAAUAAAGAACCUUGAACCCCUUGCUGGGUGGCAGGGCGAGGACCAUGCAGGACCAGGCUGCUGUUGGGCUGCAGGACCAGGACCAGGCUUCUGCUGGGCUGCAGGACGAGGACCAGGACCAGGCUGCUGCUGGGCUGCAGGACGAGGACCAGGACCAGGCUGCUGCUGGGCUGCAGGACGAGGACCAGGCUGCUGCUUGGCUGCAGGACGAGGACCAGGCUGCUGCUGGGUUUUUGCCUUGUUUACAUAAGAAGAUGGUCAGUUGAAGAAGGUGUGCCCGAUCUUUCCACACAGAUUGCAGAGACUAUCUGAAUUGCAAUCUUUAGCCUUGUGGUCCAGUUCAUUGCAUCUCCAACAUUUCACUGUGGUGCAUUUUCUGACCUGAUGGUUAGCUGAGUUGCAGAUGAAGCAGGUGACGGAUUGCCCUGGAUAAAUUACUCUCCCAUCGUAGGGGCCGAGAGACAUUAUAUAGAGUUUGGGAGAUUUUGGAUCUCACCAUCACUGUUUCUGUUCAUCUUUAUUUUAUAUUUUCUCACCCCAUACCAUAUCUCAAAUGUAUCUAUCUAUGGGUUUGUAUUUACUGAUUAUAUCUCCAUAUCUCUUCAAAUAGGUUUCAACAUCGUGGUCUGGAAUUCGGCCAGUCCAGAAUUUAACAAUGAUUUUUGAAAUAUCUAUUUGAAUUAAAGAUUCGAAAGUCCAGUCUUUCCACUUCGGAUCUGAGGUUUUAGUCGAAAGAACAUAAAGGAAACGUCAGCUUCUAGCAAUAAGCAGAGUUCAAAUUACUUUCUAUUUGGUAUCAAACAAUAGUGAUUCUCCAACAUAUUCACGACUUGGGGGUUCUCCUGAGCCUGUGAAAUUCAAAUUUUGAAGCAAAAGAUGGCACGCAUUUUUAUCACCGUUUUUUAGCUCCUUCCUUGCCUCUUCCACUUAUUUUCGAGUCUGUUGGAUCGGGUUGUUCAGAACGAAUCCUCAAAUGGUCAACUAUAGGAAUAAUGUUUACAUUUUCUAUCAGAUUAUUCUUCGACGUUAAGAAGAAAGUUUCCUCCUUUGCCUCUUCCACUCAUCUUUACAGAUCAAAGUAUUUCAAGUGAAUUUCCUCCCUUGCCUCUUCCAGACAUAAUUUCGGAGUUGUGUUAAAGCUGUGAAGGCCAUUUUGUCCUCAUGCGCCAAGGAGCAGCUCUCAUAGGAAAGAACGAGACCCCGCCUCCGAGGCUGUAUCCAGUUCUUAUUAUAUAUAAUAAUAUCGUAUUAUACAUCCAUGGUUAAAUCCAUGGUUAAAAGUAGUGGUGACGAGAACAACCAAUCACAAUGUCUUCCAUAAUAACCUGUCUUUGGCAUAUUAAUAGUGUAUUUAUUUUACUGCAGGGCCAACGUUAGCCAGACUUUAAGAUAUGUAGGCUACAGUGUUUCGACUUUAGGACAUUUUAUGAGCUAUUAUCUGUCAUCGAUCGAAACAUCUUCUGGAAACAUUUCGGCUAAGUUAGAAAGACAUUGAUCAAUACGUCAAACAAAACGUUCCCAAGACACACACGUUGUGUCUUCUUAACCACCAUAAUAAGGUAGUAAAGGAGCAUCAUCCUUAUUUCUAUCAAAACAAUCCGAUACACAGCGAGAUGCACAACUUCUAUAUGCAGGGACCGUCUACAAAGUGUUAGUUCCAAGUUGUCCCUGUCAAGAUCUAACAAAACCACUUAUCUUCUAACACUUCCCUUAAUACAAUUAAAGAAUACAACAUUUUUGAAGGUAUAAAUGCAUUUGCUUUCCGGUUUAUAAAAAGAUAACAUUUUCUUAAUGUUGGUAAACAUUCUUAAUGUUCUUCUUUUUCUUUUUUUUAAAGAUGUGUUAUUGUUAGUGUUGAAAUCAGAAUCAGAAAUCCUUUAUUUCACCCGUAACAGGGAAAUGUACACGAUUACAACAGCAGAUACAAAUGUCUAAGUAUGCACACGUUAUUAUUAACACAAUAAGUAAAAAACGAAAUAGCAGAUAUGUACACCAUGGUAAAAAAAGUAGCAGUAUAUUUGUUUUUUAAGAAAAGUGACCAUAUUGAAUUAAAAAGCUAGUUGGUACUGUUUGCCAAUUGUAAAUAAAGAUAAUAAAUACAAAAAUAAACGUCAAAUUGCAGGAGGAUAAAUUGCACUUGCACAUAUAUUGCACAAAGUUGUAUAGGAUAUAAUGGGGUCUGAAAUGUUCGUUGUCCCUGUAAAUGUACACUUUUUACAUGUGUUUAUCCUCAAAUAAAUAUCCCAUUGUCAAAAGCUUCAACAAAUAUUAGACCAUUUUCACAUCGAGGAUUUCUCUAAAAAAAAAACUGUUAACAAAAUCUACUGAUCCAGACUCCAGUCCAGUAGGUGGCAGUAAUGCACUUAUUCGUUGGUUGCCAAU
Messenger RNA from Gymnodraco acuticeps, 3191 nucleotides. RefSeq lists its product as uncharacterized. The transcript has 2 exons. Lineage: Eukaryota; Metazoa; Chordata; Actinopteri; Perciformes; Bathydraconidae. The record is from RefSeq and is a predicted model, not a curated record. Bases 169 to 594 code for a protein of 141 amino acids.